CUCUGCCGACUUCUGAUGAAUAGUUGAAACGCGGCGUUUAUCAUUAUCGCACCCACACUGGAAACCGGCCAAAAUUCAACCAAGUCGGGCCACGAAAUCUUUAUCUACGAGUUACUCACCAUUCAAGUACUCAAGUUCGCCAUUCACCGACCCCACUUUCCUUCAGUAUGACCGUAGUCUCAAAUAGUCCCACCAUGUGGCCGUCUAUCGGAUUUGAUCGCGCUGAAAGCUAUUAUACAGUUGUGUCCACUGUUGCGGUAAUAUACGACUGGGUACUGACAUUCGAUCAAGAGGUUGAACUAGUUUGGAAGCGACGUUGGUCCGUCAUGAGUGUCUUAUAUCUCGCUUUGCGCUAUGGUGGAAUAAUAUACGCUGUCCUUGAUGUGCCGGCAAAUAUCACGACACUCUACUUGACAGAUGCUGUGAGCAUUUUUUUCGAUUUCCAACAAUGGUGGGUGUUUAUCAUCGCAAACAUCAUCCUGGGCGUGAUCAUGAUUUUUCGGUUGCAUGCCAUGUAUCAGCGAUCGAGAAAGAUGCUGAUCUUUCUCGUUGUAUUCUUCUCUACCGUGACGAUCAUCAGCGGAGUAAUCACGGUAAUACAAAGCACACAUCUUACAGCAGAGGAGCUCGUCCUCUCUGGUAUUUAUCAGUGCGAUUACGAGGGAACUAGCCUUCCUCUAUCAGCCAUCACUUGGAUACUCGGCACUGUAUGGGAAGUUCUCGCAUUAUAUCUUUCAGUCAGGAUUGCUAUGAACCAUUUCCGUGAACGACUAUCGACAGGAUCGAUUAUUGAGGACUGUUUCACGGUGUUAAUAAAAAGUCAUGUAUUUUACUUUGCAAGCUUUGUUGCCGUUGCUUCCUUCCGCAUUAGCUUCAUCUCUCCAAAUUUACCGGUGGGCCCAUCCGUUACUGACUCGCAUCCAUCUGACUGCUCCUCGAUUGUGCAGAACGAAAGUUCUGCGGGAGCUGAGCUUUAUUACGCUGUUGCGCUACUUUCCUCGCUCUUGCAGAUGUUUUUACUGGGACCGCGCCUCGUGCUCAGCGUUCGAGAACACAGCGCUAGGCUCGUGAAUAACUUCGACGAAGCAACUGGCGUGACUACACUUGCCUUCCAGCAGAGUGCAGUCGUGUCGACUGGUGGUGGUGUGUAGUAGGGGAAGAUAUUGAUAUCUUGGCGUUGACGUAUUGUAGGGAGGCUGUUUGGAUUUCGGAGUUUCAUCAUGGUACUGAUUGAUAUGUUUGUCCAAUUAUGUUUGAGAAAUCGCCUCGCCAUAUGUUUUCAUACACAUUCAAUUAUGCUUCGAAUCUGAUAAACACACGUACCGUCGUAACAAAUAUUAUGCUGGAUAUCGAGGGUAACGGCAGUAUGGAUCAGGCUGUCCAGAUCGCUGUCGUUGACAAUAUUAUCAUAUUCUAUACAAGCGGUCGCUUUAUUACA
Messenger RNA from Suillus plorans, 1438 nucleotides. RefSeq lists its product as uncharacterized. NCBI's taxonomy places the organism in Eukaryota, Fungi, Basidiomycota, Agaricomycetes, Boletales, Suillaceae. The coding region runs from base 168 to 1151 and encodes 327 amino acids. The transcript is spliced from 13 exons. The record is from RefSeq and is a predicted model, not a curated record.